GGAUUCUUAGUACUGUCCCCCAAGAGAUAGUAGGUGCUAGGAUUUAAGGGCACUUCUGAGCCCCAUUUCUCUGGCAGGUUCACCGGACCAGGAAGGCUUCUUCAAUCUGCUGAGCCACGUGCAGGGUGACCGGAUGGAGGAGCAGCGCUGUUCCUUGCAGGCUGGGCCAGGCCAGACCCCAGAAAGCCAGGGUGGCCCUGCUCCAGAGAUGGACAAUCUCAUGGAUAUGCUGGCCAACACCCAGGGCCGCCGCAUGGAUGACCAGCGUGUGACAGUUAAUUCCCUGCCUGGCUUCCAACCUAUCGGUCCCAAGGACGGGAUGCAGAAGCGACCUGGGACCCUCAGCCCUCAGCCCCUGCUCAGCCCUCAGGAUCCUGCCGCACUCACCUUCCGCAGGAACAGCAGCCCCCAGCCCCAGACACAAGCUCCUUGAGAGUUCUAGCCACCCUGGGCCUCCCACCGGCCCCUGAAAACAAUAAAACACUUGGCACUAACAACAAA
Grammomys surdaster is the source of this 501-nucleotide messenger RNA. RefSeq names its product Purkinje cell protein 2 (gene Pcp2). Gene Ontology annotation, molecular function: guanyl-nucleotide exchange factor activity; protein binding. The transcript has 4 exons. Bases 134 to 433 code for a protein of 99 amino acids. The record is from RefSeq and is a predicted model, not a curated record. NCBI's taxonomy places the organism in Eukaryota, Metazoa, Chordata, Mammalia, Rodentia, Muridae.